Molecule: messenger RNA, 5661 nt
Organism: Paramacrobiotus metropolitanus
Lineage: Eukaryota; Metazoa; Tardigrada; Eutardigrada; Parachela; Macrobiotidae
Product: plexin-A2-like
Exons: 14
Coding region: 1-5661 (1886 amino acids)
Biological process (GO): protein phosphorylation; regulation of cell migration; regulation of cell shape
Cellular component (GO): semaphorin receptor complex
Molecular function (GO): protein binding; semaphorin receptor activity; protein tyrosine kinase activity
Source: RefSeq, a predicted model, not a curated record
AUGGUUCUCAUUUAUCUUUCAUUGCUCAUCACAUGGAUUUUGUGUCCUUUUCGCGACUGCGCCGACAGUAUAGCUAUAGUAUCGAAAUUCACCAUUACCGAUGCAGGCAACACGGAAAAGUUUGUGCAUCUCCAUGUACACAGGGACACUGGCACGGUGUACGUCGGUGCUGUGAAUCGCUUGUUCCAACUGGAUCCGGAUUUAGCGCUCGAAGAAUCUGUCGUUACCGGACCAGUUGACGAAAAUUCAGCAUGUCCGCCGCACGACGACUGCUCCGGCCAUCCAAGAGCCCUUAAACCGAACGAAAACCCUGUUCUGAUUCCGUACUACGAACGCGAACAGUUGAUCGUCUGCGGGACAGCUAACUACGGUAGAUGCGUUAUGCGAGAUAUGAAGAACAUUACGGAGCUGCUAGAAAGCGACAGCGUAGAGGAGGCCGUUAUACCGAUGGAUGCAGAGUUGUCGGUGGUGGCGUUCGUCGCACCUGGGCCGUCGAAUGCUGUUGCGGGCAGCACCAGUCACGUUUUAUACGUUGGAAGAUCCGUUUACGCUGGAUCGGAAGACAACUUACUGGCCCUAAGCAGCCGCAGUUUAGAUCCUCGUAACCUUUUCCAGCUGGCCUACAAUGACCUUAUGACCGGUACCGGCACCUAUGUGAUGGUCGACUCAACAGCGCGGCAACAAUACAAAAUCAACUAUGUGUACGGAUUUGCUUCUGGAAGAUUCAGUUAUUUCAUAACAACGCAACCGCGUUCAACGGAUCGGUAUGAACCUUUACAGAGCAAACUGGUUCGCAUCUGCCAAGACGAUAAAAAUUAUCAUUCCUACACAGAGAUGCCUCUGGUCUGCGUCAGUAAGGAUAAGACAUAUGAUGUAGCGCAGGCCGCGUCCAUAGGAAAUCCGGGAGCAGAGCUGGCCGCAGAGAUGAAUAUAAAAGUAACGGAUGAUAUUCUGGUUGUGGCCUUCACGGACCAAACAAAGGAAAACGAUCGAAACCGGCCAGGUUCCAGUUCGACUGUGUGCAGAUACUCACUGGCACAAAUUCAGCGGCAAUUUGCUAAUAACAUCCGGCAGUGUUUUACGGGAAAUGGGAAGACCGGAUUUAGUUUCAGCCGGCAAACCAAGCAGUGCUUAAAAUCCUACCUAGAAGUGCGUGAUGAUUUCUGCGGCUCGGAUUUCAAUUAUCCAAUAAGCGGCUCAAUUCCCAUAGCAGCGGCUUCUAUUCUGACGUAUCCGGAAGGUCGAAUUACAGCUGUCGCCCUAUCCGUCACCCACAUUUACACUGUGCUCUUUCUGGGGACGGAGAAAGGGGUUCUGAAGAAAGUUUAUAUUGAUCCCAAGCGACCUGCCCGCGAAUAUGAAGAAAUUUCUCUGUCAUCGGUGCCUAUUUUGCCGGAUAUGCACAUCUCCCCAGCGAAAGAAUUUAUCUACGCGGCCACAGCCUCGCAAAUCAGCAAAAUUCGCAUACACAAUUGCUCUGCGUACAACACCUGUGGAGAUUGUUUGGUAAGCCAGGACCCGUACUGUGGAUGGUGCUCAUACGAAAAUAAGUGCAGUUUGCGGAGCCAAUGCAGUUCUGCCUACUGGCUGCCGUUGGACAAACGAAAGUGCUUUCGUAUUAUCUCCGUCACGCCAAACCAGAUACAGCGUACAACAUCACGCACAAUAGCUCUGGAAGUUGGACAUCUCCCGCAUUUUAAUGGGCCACUUGUGUGUGUCUUUUCGGCACAAGGUCGCAGUCUGGAAACAAACGCCAUUCGAACACAAGACGGUGUUUCCUGCUUGACACCAAGGGCAGAUUUGUUACCUCAACUCCCGGAUGGCGGGAAUGCACUAUCGGUCCGUGUUGCGAUCCAAGAGGAAGGUACUGGAAACGAGUUCGGCGCGGACUUUGUGACCUUUUUUGACUGCGCCACGUUUAACGACUGCACCAGUUGCGUGGUGAGCCCUCUUCCCUGUGACUGGUGCCUCCAGAAUCAUCGCUGCACGUCCACUGCCGAAGAGGAGUGUCCCAGCGACUACCUGGUCAAUGGGCAUACUAAAAGCGGGUACAACGCACGCUCGGGACCGGAUUUCUGUCCCCGCACUGAACCGGCUGAAGGGUUCGUCGAGGCUGGAUACAUCUUGGUGCCGUCUGGUCUGCUGAGGGAAGUCAAGGUCAAUGUGGAAAAUAUACAGCCGUUCCAGACACGUCUCACCUGUGUGUUCAAUAUUGACGGUCAAGUAGAACGAACGGAAGCCAGUUAUGUGGGCGAUAAGGUGUUGUGUUCACCGUUAAAAUUCGCCUACGACACAACGGCGCCGAAUGUCACUGCGCACUUCGCUGUUGAAUGGGCUGACAGGAAGCCGUUGGAUAACCCGAAAAAUUUGCAUGCCGUUGUGUACAAGUGCUCGAUGAUGGCGCCAAACUGUGGGUUAUGCCUGGAUUUACCGAGCGAGUUUGAAUGCGGUUGGUGCGAGAAGAAUUGCCAGGUAGCACAUCAGUGUCCCGGAGUCUGGUUAAACAAAAACUCCACUUGUCCUAAUCCCGAAAUACAACAGUUUUAUCCGUCGCUGGGCCCAUGGGAAGGCGGCACAAUGGUCACCAUUAAAGGUAUCAAUCUGGGCAAGACUUUCGAUGACAUUGCCAGUGGUGUACAGGUAGCUGGCAGACGUUGCAGUCCCCUUCCAGACCGUUAUGCAUCUACAUCAAGGAUUGUCUGUCAGACGGAUGCUGUGGAGCAGCUUCAAAAUAACCAGAUUCUAAGCGGUGACGUUCAAGUGGCUGUUGCCCAGCAGUUCAUCGCUCGUUCCACUUCCGAAUUCAGUUAUGUCGACCCGCAGGUAAUCGGCUUCUCGCCUAAGUUGGGACCCAUGUCCGGCGGUAUGCAGUUGACUAUUCAUGGUCGUUAUUUAAACGCCGGCAGUCGUGUGGUCGUGAAGAUAGGAAAGAACGUCUGCAAUGUGCAGCAACGGAACGCAACGACCUUGACAUGCGUCACAUCGCGUGCCGACGCGCCGACGCGAGGCUCGAUCGAAAUGAUAAUAGAUCGUGGUCGACGGCAGUUGAAGGAGCCAUUGUUUGAGUAUGUGGCGGAUCCGGAAAUAACGAUAGUCACCUCCUUCGGAUCCGGACAAAUUAAUCUAGGUCCACGAGGCACUGCUUCCGGUGGCAGUUACAUCUUUGUUGAAGGAAGCAAUCUCAAUGUUGUUACCUUACCGCGCAUUGUUGUGCGCUACAGUGGAAAGGAUUACGAAGGCAUCUGCUUGGCAUCAUCCGACAUUCGGAUGGAAUGCCGCAGUCCCACCAUUCCUGCCCUAGAUUCCCCAUUACUUUGGCACGGCUCUAUGGAACGGCCACUGGAACUGCACUAUGGUUUCUAUUUGGACGACGUCCAGUCGGCGCGGAAUAUCUCCAGACUGGGCACACAGUUUCCCAAAUUUAAGUUGUAUCCCGACCCGGUGGUGGCCAACUUCUCCGACCACAACGGGAUUAAACAUCACAAUAAAGAAGAAUAUUUACUUAUUAGUGGUGAGAAUCUAAAUCAAGUGUUUCGGUUGGAAGAUUACCGCGUGGAGAUUGGCUUGGAAGUGUGCAACGUCACCUCUCUAACGCAAAGUCAAAUAAUUUGUCGCCCUCCUCGAACUGCGCCUCUGGCGCGCCGAUUGGAUGGAGAUGUGCGCUGGGAAACGCAGCCAGAAGUCCGCGUUGCCAUUGCUGGGCGACCAGCGGUUACCAUCGGGACCUUGACAUAUGAACCGCUGACUGUUCAUCCUAGCACAACGCUGACUGAUGCACAGACUGGUGCCAUCGCUGGCGCAGUGGCAUUUAUGGUCGUGCUAGUCCUGAUCAUCGCGGUGUGGAAGAAACGAUCACGAGGAAGGGCUACCGCACCAGUAUCCAGCUUCGCAAGCCGCUUAGUUGAGAACAUUGAGCUGUAUGGCAAGUUAAGGGUCAUCGAUCUGCCUCAGUCGCUGUCACACCUGCCAAAUAUUGACGAGCAAGGCUAUCUUAAGCCCAGCGUACAGGAUGACCGAACCCAAUGUCCCCUCAACCAAAGCGACCUUAUUAAUUUUGCUUACCAAAUCUGCCGCGGCAUGUUACACUUGACCAGUCAUGACGUUAUCCAUCGAGACCUGGCCGCUCGCAACGUCCUAGUCUGUGAUAACAAGAUUGUGAAGAUUUGUGACUUUGGAUUGGCCAAGCAAAAUUCGGAAUACUAUCGAAUGAGGGACAAGAAUACACCAAUGCCAGUGAAAUGGAUGGCACCACAAAGCGUCAUGGAUUUGACCUUUUCGGUGAAGACGGAUGUGUGGUCGUUUGGCAUCGUCAUGUGGGAAAUCUUUUCUUUCGGGGAAGAUCCAUACAGCGACAUUAUCCGGAAUUUCUCGAUCGCGGCUAUGCAGAUGACGCUGAGUAACGGAAGCCGACCGCUAAGACCGCUUAAUUGCUCAGAAAAGAUAUAUGAAAUCAUGAAGUACUGUUGGAACUACGAUCCUGUUGAACGGCCCACGUUUGCGGCUCUUAACGGCUUAAUAGAGCCACUUACCGAACAACGUGCACGUGAUACCUAUGCGGUUUUGGAUCAGCCAUAUCGAGCGUUAAACAUGGACUAUGUUACUAUUAACUUAGUUUCGGAAUCCCGCAAGAGCGCGACACAUUACGUUAUUGACUCAGCUUAUUCUGUGGCUCCAAUAACAUCGGAAAUCGUCGAGCUGCAACUGGAAAGUGCCGCGUUUGUGCCUGUUUUCUCCUGUAUCCUGCUCAGCCUUCUGGCCGGAAUUGCCAGUGCCAUUAACGAGACUGGAAUCCCUGUAACAGAGUUGAACAAUUACUGUGGCUUUAACGCCAUCUUCAUUUAUCCCGAUCCCCAGCCUGUGUAUAUAAAGUGCUCCAACUACAAGAACAGUGCCACGGACUAUAACUAUGACAGCGGCUUCCAUCCCAUCAACUACAUGCAAGAUGACAAAGGAGCCAUGUCGCGCGCUAUCGAGGACGCCGUUAAGAAGGUCAAACAACGCUUCUCCAAGAAUAGCUCCACCUUUAAAAUUAAUAAUAUGAAAUUUUACUUCGAAAGCUAUCAACGCUUGUGUGAUAAUCGUAAUUCCUUCAUUUCCUUGCUCACCAUGGCCGCGUCUUUCGUUGUUUUCUCUUGUAUCCUCCUGAGCCUUCUGGCCGAAACUGCCAGCGCCGCCAACGAGACUGGAAUCCCCGUAACAAAGCUGAACAACUACUGCAGUUUCAGUGCCAUCUUUAUUUAUCCCGAUCAUCAGCCUGUCUAUAUCAAAUGCUCCAACUACAAGAACAGUACCACGGACUACAAUUACGACAGCGGCUUCAACCCCAUCAAUUACAUGCAAGAUGACAAAGGAGCCAUGUCGCGCGCUAUUGAGGACGCCGUUAAGAAGGUCAAACAACGCUUCUCCAAGAACAGCUCCGUCUUCUUUGGUUUCGAAAUCAACGGAUUCCAUCCCGACUCUUACCAACAUCGCUAUGCCGAGACAGUGGCGGUCAUCGAUAUCUCCAACAAACUGACAGCGACAGUGGGAACAAAGGAUGAAGUGAAUCUGAAAAUCAAGCAUGCCGGUGUUCGGUUUGAUCCGAAUAACGUUGCCGAUAAGCGCGUCAAAGUGUUUGCGGAGAACAGUGUUGUGCUGCUUAGCUGGAAUUAUUUGGUUUAA